UAUAGUAAGACGUUUAAGUGGUUGAAUCAUUCAUUGAGUAUUAGCUAGUGGCUAGUAAGCUAUCUGUGAUAAAAAAAAAUAACCGCGAGAAAUUUGUGAAAUAAAAAAAGUUUAAAAUGUCUUAUACGCCAAAAGAUCCAUCCACUAUUGAUUUACAAAAUAAUUUGUCCGCCAAAGAUUCUCAUUAUGGUGAAAAUAUUAAAUCAAUAUCCGAAAAUCGUUUGUCCUCCAAGAGUAAUGCUAUCGUGGCUUCAGAAAAGGAAAAAAGUUAUUCGUAUGAAGAAGUUUUGAAUAUAAUCGGUUUUGGCAAAACUCAAUAUCUUAUGCUGUUGAUAUGUGGCCUCUUGUUGAUGAUGGUCAUUUGUGAGACCAUGGGAAUGAGUAUUAUCACCAUUGCAUCACAAUGUGAUUUUGGAAUAAAUUCCAUGGAAAUGGCCCUCAUGAGUGGGGCGGCAUUUAUAGGCAUUCUCUGUUCAUCAUACGUCUGGGGUUACCUGUGUGACAUCUAUGGACGGAAACCCAUACUGGUGUAUACCACACUCACAGGCAAUUUAAUGUCACUCAUAUCCAUAUUCAUACCGAAUUUUUGGCUUUUUGUUUUUGUACGAUUUGUGGUGGGAAUAUUCAUCGCUGGUGCCUCUUCCACCACCUAUGCCUAUCUGGGUGAAUUUGUAGCCAUUCGCCAUAGACCAGUGGUCAUAAAUUUCACCAGCAUGUUCGUAGCCUUGGCUAUGACUUAUGUUCCAGCCAUUGCUUGGCUAGUAUUAUCCAUGGAUUGGUCGCUAGUAAUCAGCGAUAGUUUCUCCUUUCGCCCCUGGCGUUUAUUGACGAUAUUCAAUAUUUUACCUGGUUUCAUUGCCAUACUCGUCAUGACUCGGGCCCCAGAUAGUCCCAGGAUUUUGAUGACCAGACGUAAACAUGAGGAGGCCUACGAAGCCACCAAUUGGAUUGCCAAAUUGAAUACAGGCAAAACUUUGAGGGAUUUUAGUGUUCAUAAAAUUUAUGAUGAAAAUCCUACGGAAACGGAUAAAUUGAUACCGACCACAAAGUCCUUUUUUUUCUAUGGCAGUGGACAGAUUAUGAAACAAAUGUGGUUGGAUACCAAGCCAUUGUUCCAGAAACCUCAUCUGUUGAAUUUUGUUAUCUGUUGUAUUGUCAUGUGUGGGGUAUUCUUUGUCAACUCCGGCAUGGGUCUCUGGUAUCCAGCCAUACAAAAUCGUUUGGGAUCCAUUGAUGACAAAUCCAGGAUGAGUAUAUGUGAAGUCAUUGAUGCCUCUAUAGAACAGCAGAAUACAAAUGGCACAGAAACUGUCUGUGAUGACACUAUAACACGAAAAUCUUACAUUGAUUCCAUAACCUUCGGUUUGGUUUAUCUGGGUGCCUAUUUUGUGCUGGGUUCCAUUAUCAAUCCUUUAGGACGCAAACGUACCAUAAUUUUGCUCUUGACUGUAUCCGCGACAUGUGGCAUUAUUCUGCAUUGGCUUCUGGAUCCCAUUGCUAUUGUGGCCAGUUUUAUUUUGUUUGUAAUGCUUCCCGGUCUAUGUGUGUCCAUAUUGAGUGGAGCUGUGGUGGAUUUGGUGCCCACACAUUUGAGAGGAAAGGCUGUCUGUAUUUGCUUGAUGUUGGGCCGGUCGGGCAGUGUCAUUGGCAGUAAUAUUAUUGGAGUUCUAUUGGAAUCUUAUUGCGGUAUAACUUUUGGUGUAUUCUAUGCCAUAGUUCUUGUUUGUGCGGGUCUUACAUUACUUUUGCCCAUUUAAAUUGUGAUCUCAAAUUCGGAAGUGGUUGUGAAUCCCAGUCUAUAUGUUUUAUUUAAGUGUAUGUUAAAAUGUCUAAUAAAUAGCUUUAGUCUCAGUGUUCAAAUAGUUUUAGGUUUAAUUUUAAGUUUUACAUGCAAAAAUAGCUUUAGGUGCGGUGAAAUUAGAAAAACAAGUCACUAAUAAACUAAUUUUAUGAAAAACA
Molecule: messenger RNA, 1959 nt
Organism: Stomoxys calcitrans (stable fly)
Lineage: Eukaryota; Metazoa; Arthropoda; Insecta; Diptera; Muscidae
Product: putative transporter svop-1
Exons: 8
Coding region: 117-1757 (546 amino acids)
Biological process (GO): transmembrane transport
Molecular function (GO): transmembrane transporter activity
Source: RefSeq, a predicted model, not a curated record